Ambispora gerdemannii is the source of this 732-nucleotide messenger RNA. The record is from the annotation of a GenBank genome assembly. Lineage: Eukaryota; Fungi; Glomeromycota; Glomeromycetes; Archaeosporales; Ambisporaceae.
AUGCCGAAAAAAUUCAAAGGAGAAAAUACCAGAGUUGUCAUUCGAUUAGUGACCGCUGCGAAAGAACGUAAAGCAGCCCACCAAAACGAAGUAAGCACCAAAAUUCAGGCGGAAAAAGAGCGCAAAGAAGCGGAAGAAUGGUCAAAGGGAGCCAAAGACUCUUCAAAAAAGGAAGCUGACCGACUAAAAAAAGAAGCACUGCUGGCGAAAAAACGAGAGGCUGCUACUCUUUUAGAAAAAGAAGAAAAAGAAGCUUCGAAGUAUAAACCAUUAUUGAAGCCUUCAAAAGUGUCAGGCGAAGAGAAAAAGGCGAUAAAGAGGACUCAAAAAGUCGAAGAAGCGACAACAGAACGACGUCUUAUCCCUGAAUAUUCCGCUUCUAAUAUUGACGAUGCUUUAGAUUUGCUUAACGUUGUUGCUACAGAGGAUACUGGGUCUGGCGGAGGAGUAAGCAGUCCACCAUUGACUGCUGCUGCUCUUGAUAGACAUCCUGAACGCAGGUUUAAGGCUGCCUUAGCUGCUUACGAAGAGAGAGAAAUGCCAAAGUUAAAAAAAGAACAUCCUGGAUUACGAUAUACACAAUUACGAGACAUUAUUUAUAAAGACUUUCAGAAAUCUCCCGAAAACCCUUUCAAUCAAGCAAAUACUCUUCGUUAUAAUGCUACCAAAAAGGAUCAAGAAGAAUUUAUAGAGACAACUAGAAAAGAGAUCGAGGAUCGGCUCAGAGUGUGA